CAAAAUUCAUUUAGUUUCUGACUUGAGGUCGUUGAUAAAAGUUUAGUAAAAAUUAAGUUCCUUUAAUAAAAUGAAAAUGUUCAAAAAGUUUUUGUUCCUUGGAUUCUUGUUGCUUAGCAUUACUGCAUUAUCAAAAGCACAAGAUGCAGUUGAAGAUGAAGUGACUACAGAAGCAGUAGAAGCAAAAGCUGAUCCUGAAGCAGCUAUAGUAGAAGGAGAAACCACAGCUAACCCAGAAGCUGAUGCAGCUGAGACAAAACCUAAAGGUAAAAGUGCCAAAUCAGCAGGAGUUGUCGAUGAAAUUUUAACAUUCAUGAAAGAAACUUGCGACAAAAUCAUCAAAUUCAUCAGUGGCAAGUCUGAAAGUGGUUCAGAUGUUGAACCAAAAGCAGCACCAAAUUCAACAGAAGAUGAAACUGCAACGGAAGCAAGUUCAUCAGAAACAAGUGAAGAUGCAUUAGGCAAAGCUGGUAAAAAAGUAAAGAAAGCUCUCAGCAAGAAGCUCAAGAAAAGUAAAAAAUCAGAGGAAACAGAGGAAGCAGAGCCAGCAACGGAAGAAGAAGAAUGAAUUAUUUUUGUUUAAUUAUUCAAUUCUAGUUUUGUGUAGACAUUAAAAAUAAUAACAUGGGUCGGUUCUAGUGAUAUUAACCAUAUUAAAAUUAAUAAAUUGCAAAAUUCAGUGAUAAACUAUUUAAAAUCGACAAAAAAGCAGUCUUGGGAGUCAUUAAGCUAUAAUGACCAAUAUUCUAUAAGACUGUUGGUCGGGAGUCAGUAUUUUGCGUUUAUCUCGGCUGUAAAGUCUAGUUUGUCCUAGUGUAGCUGAGGAAAUCCUAAGGACAUAAGAACUAUUCCUAAUCAACAACGAGCUACAUCUGCGAUUGGUAAAAUUAUAAAUAUCAAAUUCAGAUCCUGAUUUUUGUAGAUUAGAUUAUAUAUCAUUCCUAACAUCCUUAAUGCACCACUCCAAAAGUUAAAAUAAUCAAAUUUUCCCGCUAUUAACAUGCUUGAACACCAAUCACAAGACAAUGAAAAUACAAGAACCCAUGUAAUAUCCAAUUAACAUUUCAAUAAAAUUAUGGAACCGACCUUA
This is a messenger RNA of Chironomus riparius, 1090 nucleotides long. The record is from the annotation of a GenBank genome assembly. Lineage: Eukaryota; Metazoa; Arthropoda; Insecta; Diptera; Chironomidae.